CCAUUACCACGUUGCGCAUGCACGGCGUUAUUGACCAGCUCCUGUGAAGGGGCCGGCCUUGGGCUCGGUUAUUGUGAGCGAGCCAUCCUAGAGGCUGCUGUCUGAUUAAACGCCGCGAAGGAAACAGGAAGAUUUGCACCCAGGAACAUCACAACAGGAUCUGACAAAGUCGCACGUUUUGUCUUGACCUGAACAUCAACGGAUUUUGAACAUGGAAGGAAAAAACACAAUUCCCAGUGGGGAGGAACCAUGGAAAUGUGGGGAUUGUGGAAGGGGAUUCAUUUCCUUGUCUGAGCUGGAAUCUCAUCAACACAGUCAUACAGGGGAAAGGCCAUUCAUCUGCUCCCAGUGUGGGAAGGGAUUCACUGAGUUAUCUAACCUCCUGAGCCACCAACGGGUUCACACCGGGGACAAACCAUUUAAAUGUCCAGAUUGUGGGAAGUGCUAUAAAUCUUCCAAAGACUUGGUGUCUCACCAACGUGCUCACACUGUAGAGAGACCAUUCAGGUGCUCUCACUGUGGAAAUGGGUUCAGGUUACCAUCCCAGCUCACUGUACAUCAGCGAAUUCACACUGGGGAGAGGCCAUUCAUCUGCUCAGAGUGUGGGAAAGGUUUUACCCGGUCAUCUGACCUACUUAAACACCAGCGGGGUCACACUGAGGAGAGACCAUUCCGGUGCUCUCACUGUGGGACAGGCUUCAAGCAAUCAUAUGAUCUCACUGUACACCAACGAAUUCACACUGGGGAGAGGCCAUACUCUUGCUCUGAGUGUGGGAAGGACUUCACUCGUUUGUCCAAUCUGCUCAGUCACCAACAAGUUCACACUGAUGAGAAACCUUUUAAAUGUCCAGAAUGUGGGAAGGGCUAUAAAAAUUCAUGGAAGCUGAAGUCCCAUCAACGUGUUCACUCUGAUGAGAGGCCGUUCAGAUGUUCUGACUGUGGGAUGAUGUUCAAGCGAUCGUUUCAACUCACUGUUCACCAGCGAAUUCACACUGGGGACGGGUUAUUCACCUGUUCCAAGUGUGGGAAGGGAUUCACUCAGUUAUCCAAUCUCCAGUCACAUCAGCUGGUUCAUACUGAUGAGAGGCCUUUUCAAUGCACAGACUGUGGAAAGAGUUUUAAAAGUUCUGCAGGGCUGAUCCGUCAUCAACGUAUUCACUCUGAUGAGAAACCGUUCAUGUGCUCUCAAUGUGGAGCUAGGUUCACGCAAUCAUAUACUCUCACUGUACACCAACGAGUUCACACUGGAGAGAGGCCAUUCACCUGUUCAGUGUGUGGGAAAGGAUUCCGUCGGGCAUCCAACCUACUGGAACACCAACGAGUUCACACCACGGAGAGACCUUUUAAAUGUCCAGACUGUGAGAAGAGCUUUAAAUGUUCAUCUAACCUGCACAAACACCGGCAAGUUCACACUGGAGAGAAACCAUUCACCUGUUCUGAGUGUGGGAAUGCAUUCACUCGGGUUUCCAGUCUCCUCAUACACCAGAGAGUUCACACUGGAGAAAGACCAUUCAACUGUUCCGAGUGUGGGAAGGGAUUCACUCAGUCAUCUGACCUGCUCAAACACCAGCAAGUUCGUACUAGAGAGAGACUAUUCACCUGCUGUUAUUGUGGGAAGGGAUUCACUUGGUCAUCUGACUUACUCAAACACCAGCGAAUUCACACUGGAGAGAGACCAUUCACCUGUUCUGAAUGUGGGAAGGGAUUCACUCGGUCAUCCAACCUGCGGAUACACCAGCUUGCUCACACAGGAGAGAGACCAAUCACGUGUUCUGAGUGCGGGAAAGGAUUUAAUCGGUCAUCCAGCCUGCUGCGACACCAGCGAGUUCACACUGGGGAGAGACCAUUCAUCUGUUCUGAAUGUGGAAGGGGAUUUAAUCGGUCAUCCAGUCUGCUGAGACACCAGCAAGUUCACACAGGGGAGAGACCAUUCACCUGUUCUGAGUGUGGGAAAGCAUUCACUCAGAGAACUCAUCUACUGAUACACCAGCGAGCUCACUCCGGAGAGAAGCUAUGAUCUAUGUGUGGGAAGGGAUUCACUUGGUUAUCCAAACUGUUAAUAUACCAGCAAAUUCACAAAGAACCACAGUUGAAGGAUUUUGCUCUUUCUCCCACCAAACAAUCAACUGUGGUCUUUGGGCUUUGGACUGAUAUUAUUAGUCCCUGCUCAAUUAAAGCUGCUGAUAUUGUGGAUAAAAUGGUAGUAACAAUUGUGUAUCUGUAGGGUAGGUUUUGGAAAUGAUCACAUUGUCAUUAUACAUCAACACAUUCACACUGAGCAAAGACUAUCCACCUGCACAGUCUGUAAAAAGGGAUUUCCUGGUUCAUCAAGACUGAUUAUCCAUCAAUUAGUUCCCAAGUAACUGUAGGAAUUUGUUUUUGAUGCUACUGUUGUUUGUAUUCCAAACCAUGUUUUUUGGGCCUUUUUCUGAUUUUUGUAAACACUACAUUUCUGGUUACCUAUUUGGGAGAAAGAUGAUAUAAAUCAGCUUUUUGUGAAAA
Rhincodon typus (whale shark) is the source of this 2502-nucleotide messenger RNA. Its product is annotated as zinc finger protein 91-like. NCBI's taxonomy places the organism in Eukaryota, Metazoa, Chordata, Chondrichthyes, Orectolobiformes, Rhincodontidae. Gene Ontology annotation, biological process: regulation of transcription by RNA polymerase II. The transcript has 3 exons. The record is from RefSeq and is a predicted model, not a curated record. Gene Ontology annotation, cellular component: nucleus. Gene Ontology annotation, molecular function: DNA-binding transcription factor activity, RNA polymerase II-specific; RNA polymerase II transcription regulatory region sequence-specific DNA binding. Bases 212 to 2017 code for a protein of 601 amino acids.